AUGAGUAGAAUCUUUGAGUUCAGUAACCUUCAUGUGAAGGCGCAUAAUAACUUGAUUGUAAAGGCACCGAAACGAUUAGGCGACAUUAUCCUUCUAGGACCAGAAGCUCGUCUGAUAAGUAUAUGCCCCCGUGGGUUUUCAUACAUUUUGAUCAUCUUCUUCUCCGUUUUUUCUGUAAGUUUCCAUGUUGCAUUUGUUUCUGCGAUUAUCUCUUUAUGGCCGUAUUCUCUUCUCGCUUUGAAUUUCAAAGCUUAA
Messenger RNA from Caenorhabditis briggsae, 255 nucleotides. Bases 1 to 255 code for a protein of 84 amino acids. The transcript has 3 exons. NCBI's taxonomy places the organism in Eukaryota, Metazoa, Nematoda, Chromadorea, Rhabditida, Rhabditidae. The record is from RefSeq and is a predicted model, not a curated record.